Heterobilharzia americana is the source of this 459-nucleotide messenger RNA. NCBI's taxonomy places the organism in Eukaryota, Metazoa, Platyhelminthes, Trematoda, Strigeidida, Schistosomatidae. The record is from the annotation of a GenBank genome assembly.
AUGUCUGCUAUAACCUAUAAUGUAGCAAGCGAUAAAGAGGAUGAACACUUUUAUAAACUAGUCGCAUUGUGUGAUCUAUUUGCUUUAAUUGGAAUAAUGUUUUCAUUGUUUAGUAUAUACUGGAUUAUAGAUAUCAUUCAUGGAAAAGUGUACUAUGAAUUUCGUGAAGAGAUUAUUGUACAGUGUGCAUUUAUUGUUCUAACAUGUGUAUUAUGCUUAAGUAAACUUUUUACACUGACAUGCUGUUGUUGUUAUUGUCCAUAUGUCACACUGUUUACAUCAAAUAAAGUUACUCCAAAUCGACAUAAUUUAAAAACUCAUUUACAUGAACAAAGCCUACCAGUUCAAACUAUUGUUACUAAUAUUCCACGAUCAAAUGAUUAUCCAGGAGGUCAAGUUAAUCAAAAUUAUAACCUACCAACUGGUUUCCCAUCACCUUACACAUCAUCAGAAAUUUAA